Nerophis lumbriciformis (worm pipefish) is the source of this 1302-nucleotide messenger RNA. The record is from RefSeq and is a predicted model, not a curated record. NCBI's taxonomy places the organism in Eukaryota, Metazoa, Chordata, Actinopteri, Syngnathiformes, Syngnathidae.
AUGUCUGGGUACAUGCGAACAAUAUUGGUCAGCUUCUCAGUGGCCGUUCUUUUAGGAUUGACCUCUCUGGGAGGUCUAAACCAUCAGCCUUUGGGCCAGGUUUCAGCCCAGGCUUCUCCAAAUAACCUCACAACUGAGCCCUCAGUUUUACCAGAAGCUGCCCUUGCCACACCGACUCCAGACACAGAGGAUAAAACGGCGCCAGGCGGUGCGAAUCGUUGCUGGGGUUACUACGACGUCAUGGGCCAGUGGGACCCACCUUUCAAUUGUAACGCAGGGAUCUAUAGCUUUUGUUGUGGCUCCUGCUUCUACCGCUUCUGCUGCCAAUUCAAAAUCCACAGUUUGGACCAGACUUCCUGUUCAAACUACGAUACACCUGUCUGGGCAAACACCGGGCGACCGGCAGCCCCCGUCACAGAGGUCCAAGAGGAACCAGACCGCGAUCGAACCCACAUGAUCGUGUAUAUUAUUUGUGGCGUGGUGGCCAUCAUGGUCCUCAUCGGAAUUUUCACCAAGUUGGGGCUGGAGAAGAGUCGAGGCGGACAAACAGACAUGACCAAUUCCAGGACUUUGACAGAGUUGCUGAAGCAGCCAGGCGAGGCAGGAGUUGUGGAUGGAACCGGAAUACACCACCCUAUAGGGACCAAUGGUAUCUCGGCUAGGGCGUUACGCUCCAACAACGAUCAUAACCAUUUGAAUAAUGCAGCCCUUUCUCCUCUGGGUCCAGCCAUGGCAUUGUCCCACCCUCAUAACAACCUGGGAAUUGGUUUCAAUAAGUACUCCUCACUCAAGGGUGUAGAGACAACGCCUAGAGACUACUACAAGAGCUACCCGAUGGUAGAUUACACCCACCGCCAGUCUCCUCCCACUUUCCAACCAAUCAACUUCCACCCAAAAGAAAAAUCCUUCCUCCCACCGCCCGACAUCCAUGCACCGCUGGCCAUUACAAUCAAUGCCUCGCAGGUGCCCAAGCCCAAGAUAUCUAAAACCAACACCCACCCGCUGACAUCAGGCUCUGCCUUCAAAGCCUGGGACCCCGCUAAGAGCCACGUUCAGCGCCCGGCUGCGUCCCACAUGGUCCUACAGGCCCCGCAGCAUCACCACACUAUCCAGCAGCAGCACCACCAACCACUGCAUCAUCAGCCCAACAGCCGACGCCAAGCCUACUCCAAUAAAAGGCAAUUCAGCAUUGAGACGCUGCCCGAGCUCUUCUCCCAGCCGCUGGGCUACAGCCACUCACCACACAUGCACCCCAAGCACAAGGGACUGCCGACCAACAGCAAGACAGAAGUCACUGUUUGA